UUCGCGUUUUUUCCAGCUCAAAUACGAAAUGAGUGGAUAUGUGCGCCGCCCGGGCGGCGACAUUGACAGUAAUUUGUCGAAUAUUCUCGUUCGCCAUUUUGUAAAUGCUAUGGAAUUCUGUGUUAAGUAAUCAACGUGAGGUCAUAUUUGGAUAAAUCUGUUCGGAUUUUGUGAUGUCUGAGAAUUCUGUAGUGAGGAAGGAGCCUCUGAAACGGCAUGAUGUCGCGAGACCUCUGCAUAUCCAGAGGCUGGAGGCCGCCCUAGACGUGAGGCCAUUUGUGAACCAAGUUGAGAAAAUAUUGAACUCCGAUGAGGAGAGUGGAUCUGACAAUGACUCGGAUGACAAGUCUCUUAUACUUGAGAUGUCUAGGGGGGAUAAGGACAUGCACGGGGUUGUCACUUCAAAACAAGAGCGCCAAAGUGAUCGUCUCAGAUUAUACAACUUGUCUUCUGUCGGAGAGGAGAGGGAGUGGCUCAGAAAUGUUUUAAUAUCAUCUGAGUCAGAUUCGAGCAGUGAUGAUGACACACCAGCUGGCAAAGAGAGGAGAAUCAAGUGGAUGUUAAAAGAGAGAUAUUACCAUAAUAAAUAUGCAAAGAAAUAUUAUAAUGAUUCAGGGAACUCCCGGUACAUGUAUUAUGGAGCUGGACUUCUAUCUACAAUAGAUAGGUACCCUGAGAGAAAGAUAAAUAAGCCUUUGGCCACACCAACAAGUAGAGGUCGCCGGGGCCGCCCAGCAGAGAAGAAUGUGCCGCGUAAUGUGCAGAGGAUGAAGAAGAAUAAGGCAGAUAAUAAGAAUACCAGUGAAACAAAUGACUUGCCUGAAGGCAUAGACUGGGAGGAACAGCUACUGAAUUUGAAGGAAGAAAAGGAUGAUGAUGAUUUUGUGAUAUCUGAAAAACAAUCAGCCAGGGGCAGAAAGAAGCUUACAACACUCAAGAGCCCUGAAGCAUUGACUGCAAGAAGACGGAGACAUUGGCAACUGCUAGUUAAAAAGGAAUUGGGUAAAGUGCAAAGAGCAAGAGCGGCAACACACAGGGAAGUUAUGUUGCAACGCAAAAGACUGGCAACACUGUGCUGCAAGCAUUGGAGGCAUGUAGCUAUGCAGUCAACAAAGAACAUGAAAGAGACAGUAUGGCGGCGGUGCAAGCGUCUGAGUCGCGAGAUGCAAGCGUACUGGCGCCGGUACGACAGAGCAGAGAAGGAAGCCCGACGACGCUUGGAAAAAGAGGCCGAAGAGCAACGCAAGAUGGACGUCGAACUAAUGGAGGCGAAGCGGCAGCGGCGGAAACUCAACUUUUUGAUCACACAAACGGAGUUGUACGCUCACUUCAUGCAGCGGAAACUCAACGCGGACGAGGGCGACAGCGGCGCGGACAGGAUACUGAGACAGUUGGACGAGGACAGGGACCCUAGACUCGCUGCUAUUGACAACUAUGACAGCGAAGCCAUGAAAGCCCGUGCGUCCCGCAACGCGCGGGAGGCGGUACGCGCGGAGCGGUCACGCGCGGCGGCGACGCAUGCGCCGCGUACGAGCGAGCGGGGCGACCACGAUCAGCCAUCUAUAUUCCGAGGGACGCUCAAGGGAUACCAGCUGAAGGGCAUGAACUGGCUCGCUAACUUGUACGACCAGGGUAUAAGUGGCAUUCUAGCGGAUGAAAUGGGUCUGGGCAAGACGGUGCAGUGCAUAGCGUUUCUCUGCCACGUGGCGGAGAGGCUGGGGGUGUGGGGUCCAUUCCUGGUGGUGUCUCCGGCAUCAACGUUACACAACUGGCAGCAGGAGAUGCAGCGGUUUGUGCCGGAUUUUAAAGUGGUUCCAUAUUGGGGUAGUCCCAGCGAGAGAAAGAUUCUCCGUCAAUUCUGGGAGAGAAAGGAUCUUCAUACUAGUCAAGCGGCUUUUCAUGUGGUGGUAACGUCUUACCAGAUAGUCGUGUCUGAUCUCAAGUAUCUAAAUAGGGUUUCCUGGCAAUAUAUGAUACUGGAUGAAGCUCAGGCCAUAAAGAGCUCGGCUAGCAUGCGGUGGAAACUCCUACUGGGAUUCAGCUGUAGAAACCGUUUGUUACUGUCAGGUACACCGAUACAAAACAGUAUGGCGGAGCUCUGGGCACUCCUGCACUUUAUAAUGCCCACGCUGUUUGACUCGCACGAGGAAUUCAAUGAGUGGUUCUCCAAGGAUAUUGAGAGUCACGCGGAAAAUAAGAGCACCAUUGAUGAGAAACAUUUAUCGAGGUUGCAUAUGAUUUUGAAGCCGUUUAUGUUGAGACGUAUCAAGAAGGAUGUUGAAAAUGAGUUGUCCGACAAAAUCGAGGUGAUGGUACACUGCCCGCUCACGAUACGACAGAAACUAUUGUAUAUAGCACUAAAGAAGAAAAUUAAAAUAGAGGAGUUACUACAUUACUCUGUUGGAGCAGAGUCUGGUCAUAAUGUUGACAAGAACUUCACAUCUAAUUUGAUGAAUUUAGUCAUGCAGUUUAGGAAGGUAUGUAACCACCCUGAGCUAUUCGAGAGGAGGGACGUCCGGUCACCGUUUGUGAUGCAAGUCGAUGAUUAUCAUCUACCCAAGUUGGUAGCGGAGGAUGGUAUACUGAGUGACAGUACACCGUCCCAAAGACACCUGCUAUAUAACAAACUGAGUGUGCUGGCUACGGAGUAUGUUCACCGGAAUAUGUGGGAAGGGUUCUCGUUCAGUCGAUUCAUGGACUUGUCUCCAAUGGAGUUGCACAGGGUGACUGUGUGCAGUAUGAUGUAUGCGGUCCAACAUAUCGAGCAAUGUUUUGACAAGUAUGAGAAGCUGCGGCAUCGACGAACAUGGUGGACAGACGAAGAUAGUGACGAUAAACAAACUGAUUAUUAUAAGAAAAUUAAUUAUAAGGAUAUGCUGUUAGUGUGUCCCAACGCGGAUAUACUGAAGGCGCGGAAACACGACAGUCUGUUGUGGCGAGAACUGCUCUUUACAGACCCAUUGUGGGUUACAGGAGGUCCAUUCUAUACGCACACAGAUCACGUGAUACACUACAUGCCCGAAACCGUAGAGCAUAGAGCGUUGCGUACGCGACAUCUGAAAGAAAAUGAGGAACAGCCGGAGAUGUUGAAAGAAAUCAAAAGUGAAGAUGGUGAGAUGGUCGCAGUGGACGAGACGCAGGCGCCGGAGUGUACGCACGAGGCCCGCCCAUCGCGCACGUACACGCACGUCCCCACGCCGCUACCGCCCUUCCUAUGCACGGCGCAGCACAAGGUGCUUGCGUGCGGCGGCGACGCGUUCGCCGUGUCGCGCCGGUUCGCGCACGCGAUUCGUGCGGCGCGGCUGCGAGCGCGCACGCACGACCUCGCGCCGCUCGUGCACGCCGCGCGCCCGCACCACGGUUGGGCGGAGCUACAGGUGCCAGACAAGAACCAGCUAGUGAGCGACGCGGGCAAGCUCACGGUUCUGGACUCGCUACUGCGGCGGCUCAAGGAGCGAGGACACCGCGUGCUCAUAUACAGCCAGAUGACCAAAAUGAUUGAUCUGCUAGAGGAGUACAUGUGGCAUAGAAAACACAAGUAUAUGCGACUGGACGGGUCGAGUAAAAUCUCCGCUAGAAGAGACAUGGUCGCCGACUUCCAGGCUCGCGCCGACAUCUUCGUGUUCCUGCUGUCGACGCGCGCCGGCGGACUCGGCAUCAACCUCACUGCCGCCGAUACUGUGAUAUUCUACGACUCUGACUGGAACCCCACGGUGGACCAGCAGGCGAUGGACCGCGCUCACCGGCUCGGCCAGACCAAGCAGGUCACCGUCUACCGCCUCAUCUGCAAGGGCACCAUCGAGGAGCGGAUCAUGCAGCGGGCCAAGGAGAAGAGCGAGAUUCAAAGGAUGGUCAUAAGCGGUGGCAAUUUUAAACCCGACACACUCAAGCCAAAAGAAGUGGUGUCGUUACUUUUAGACGACGAAGAAAUAGAAUUAAAAUAUCGACAAAAGUCUGAAGAGAAAAAGCUGGAGGAAAGAGAACGGAAACGAAAGAGCGGUUUGUUACCCCAGGGUGGUGUGGGCGAGGCUAAGCGGCCCCGCGACUCGACGUCGGAGCCCGGCAGCCCGCUGCAAGUGGACGACGACAGCGACGCACUAGUGCUGGACGAGCCGCACCAGUUCUCACCGGUGCGACUGUCGCGCGGGACUCGCGGCGCGCGUCGCGGUCGGCCGCGCGGCUCGCGUCACGCCGGCACGCGACGAGAGGAGGUGCGAGAGGCGCCCGCCGCUGCUGCUGCUAUUGCUGCAGGAGCGGCGCUGCUGGACGGCGACGGGCCGCUAGAGGCGAGCACUGCGAGUGUGGGCGGGGCCGGUGCGGAGCGCGCGCGGCGCGGGCCCGGCCGGCCGCGGCUGCGAGCGGCGCGCGGCCCGGUACGGGCUGCGAGACGCGCGCGGCGACCACGCGAGCCGCUGUUGGUGCCGCUAGCGCCGCCGCCAUAGCACACACUACACAGGUGAAACACUACACAGGUAACUCUGCCCGGACGGUGUAUGCUGCCUCAACCAGUGCAAUCUCUAAAGACGUUCGUAUCAAACCAUAAAAAGUUAAUAUACCUAGCGGAAUAGAGCAACAAUCUCG
Messenger RNA from Aricia agestis (brown argus), 4581 nucleotides. It is a transcript of the gene Ino80, whose product is annotated as chromatin-remodeling ATPase INO80. Lineage: Eukaryota; Metazoa; Arthropoda; Insecta; Lepidoptera; Lycaenidae. The transcript has 30 exons. Gene Ontology annotation, biological process: DNA repair. Gene Ontology annotation, cellular component: Ino80 complex. The record is from RefSeq and is a predicted model, not a curated record. Gene Ontology annotation, molecular function: ATP hydrolysis activity; ATP binding; DNA binding. The coding region runs from base 174 to 4442 and encodes 1422 amino acids.